This is a messenger RNA of Rubroshorea leprosula, 470 nucleotides long. The record is from the annotation of a GenBank genome assembly. NCBI's taxonomy places the organism in Eukaryota, Viridiplantae, Streptophyta, Magnoliopsida, Malvales, Dipterocarpaceae.
GGAAACGAACGAACUUAGAUGACCAUCAACAAACAACGCCCUUCCUAAAGCGAUGAAGGAAACGAGAAUUACAGGAAAUGGCAACCAGACUUGAAGAUGAAAAACAUGUUUUACGUAGAAAAUCAAGUGGGAUGCCGCGGAGUGUAGCUUUGGACGGAUCGAGCAUGAAGGAGCUCUUGUUCUUUGCCAAUCACGGAGAAAGCGAAUCCUUCAUGAGGAGUGCGAAGGGAGUUGAGGCGGUUUUGUACUUCCCAUGCAGGUUUGAGGGAUGGGCGGCAUCGAGGGACUGCGGGAGGUUUCUUGUUCAGCAAAUAUCUUCUAGUGUUCUGAAGUGAUAAAAAUUUUUUUGGAGAACUGCGGUGUUUCCUCUCUGCUCUUUUUAUACCGUCGUCUAAGAUUUCAUAAAAAAGAAGCUAAUGAUUUAAUAAGUUUAGGGUAAUUAUUUUGUAGUAUAAAAUUGUAUUAAGUUG